This is a messenger RNA of Anopheles nili, 2147 nucleotides long. It is a transcript of the gene trus, whose product is annotated as programmed cell death protein 2-like. The record is from RefSeq and is a predicted model, not a curated record. NCBI's taxonomy places the organism in Eukaryota, Metazoa, Arthropoda, Insecta, Diptera, Culicidae. Bases 1 to 1362 code for a protein of 453 amino acids. Gene Ontology annotation, cellular component: cytoplasm. The transcript is spliced from 3 exons.
AUGGCAAAAAAACAGACAUUGGUGCUGUUAGGAUUCGAAGAUGAACCAAUCGCUGAGAAAGAUCGACCGUACCUAUCGUGUACUACGAAUAAAAUUGGCGGACGUGCUGAUUGGCCUGCAGAUGCGGUAGAAAUCCAGCCAUGCAUGUUAUGUGGUCAACAGAGACCUCUUAUUGUGCAAAUUUACGCUCCACUGGAUGAUUCGCAAUUCCACCGUACGCUGUAUGUAUUUGCAUGUUUAAACGCACCCUGUUCAACGCAAUCCCAAGCAUGGACAUGCGUUCGAAUACAAUCGCUAGAAAAAAGCUCUCCCGGAGCAGAAGGUGUCGAAGCACGGUCUCUUAAGUUGGUAUCGAAGGAUACUGCUAUAUCGUGGUGUAGCAAUGCCGACGAUUGGGGUGACGAGGAAGAUGGAACCAUGGGUAUUUGCGCAAAGGAAGAGUUCAAUACGUCAGCCUUUGUACGGGUAGAUACGAAUAAUGUUGCAAAUACAGAGCAACUACUUAACGAGGAGAACGGCAACGUGAUUCAGUAUGAAAAAGUCUCAGAUGAAGAUGACGAAAGCAAUUCGAUGGAAGCUGAUCCUGUGCCGGGUUUUGAAAGUCUACGAGUGGACGAAACGAAUGCCAAUGCCCGAGGAGAUGGACGGUCUUCUGGUGCGACAGGUGGGGAGCUUAUUGACAAUUUGUACACUACGAGGGCUUCAGCUGAAAUAGAAGGACUAGAAGCGGAAAUAGUCGUUGUAGACACACCCAUUUCACCAAAGCGUGACUUGAUCGCACUGCUUAAGCAACCGCAAGUAGUGCCACGAAGUAUUGCAGAUGUGACAUUGCGCGGUUUAUACAUUAGCGUUGAUGAAGAACGAUCAAAUGCGCCGCUUGUUAUCGAUCAUGUACGGGAGCUUCUGGCAGAAUACCAGCGACAUGAAGAUGGUAAAUUAAUCCCCGACAGUCCAACAGAAAACGUAGCCUCGGGUACAAAACAACAGCCCAAUCCUAGUCACGAUCAAGAGCUGUACGAAAAAGGCGUGCCAAUGCACGGUGAUAUGAUGUUUCACUCUUUUCUGAGUAAACUGCAGGAAAAUCCGGGUCAAAUAUUACGCUACUCUCGCAAUGCCAUACCACUGCUGAUUGCACCCAUCAAAGAGAUCUCGGUGCCGCCAUAUUGCCAGUAUUGUAAAAAUGAAAUGAUUUGCGAAAUUCAACUGCUGCCUACGCUUAUCGAGAAGCUGCGAUUCGAGGUGAACGGAGAUCGUGUGCCCAUUGAUUUUGGCAAUGUCCUCGUUUGGACGUGCGUUAAAAGUUGUUGGGAUACACCGGAUAAAAUGCGCCAGGAGCUGGUUUUGAUUCAAAUCGAAUCAUAAAUAUUUUCUGGACAUUGUUCUGAUAGUAGUUCAGAAGCACACAUCAUUCUUCCACAUGCCUUUUGGAAAGAUAUAAGCGGAUCAGAACGGUGGGAAGAAUCUCGUGGAAGUUAUAGUUGACUUGAACAUCGCUAUGGUAGCCCCAGGACAAACAUUUAGGUAAACCGAAGAUCAUGCAUUGAAAUCAUCGUCAAUUGGAUAGUUACCUUAGAUACAGCUCUGUGGCUCUGAGCUAUAAAAGUAUAACGUAUCAGCAUUUUAUUAAGCAAAAAAGGUAGAACUGACCGUGGAUGGAUGCUCCAUUUUUCGGUAAACAUUUUAUCGUAUUUUACAAGAGUGAUUGUUCAAACCGAUUUUAGCAUCGAUAAUGUAAUGGAAGGUUUAACGAGAAUUAUCCCUAUUCUAAACUCUGUAGAAUUAAUGUGAUACGACAAAACUACCCCGAAGCAAACAUAAACGACCGAGAUUUCUUUUUGCGAGAUGGAACGCUAACACGUAUGAGACUUCCUAUGUGGGAUGGAACGCUAACACGUACCACCUACCCUUCGUUUAAAGCAGCUGUACCGUCCGGAUUUAUUUGUAGCAGUUUGUUUCAUUUGUAUUUUAUCAGAUGUUUGAUACGUUUACCAAAUGACUUACGAUACAAGUACAUCCUACUCGAUUUCAUAAGUAUGUUUAAACAUUAGCAUAUGUGUUGUAUGGCGGCCAAACGAGCAGCAAAGAUUGCGGAAUGAGAACGAUAGCGCAGUAGUGAUGUUACCAACUUAUACCCUAGAUUUUGAAAA